AUGUUUGUGAAAUUUGUUGUUUACUCAUGUUUACUCAUAGUCACACUCGAUCUUAUUGGAAUAAAUGUCAUACAAAACACAUCUUUUGCUCAGAGACUCGGACUAAGAGAUCCCUGCACGCAACGACGACAACGUUUACUGUCUCUGCUGAAUUUGCUGUGUAACGAUACACAAAAUUCGUCUGUGGUAGCUCGUGAUGCGUGUUACGGAUGCUUUUUCAGAGCAGCUUUACUCACAGUUGGUCCCACAUUAUUGGCACAAUUAUCGCAGUGUGCGUCAAUUUAUCUGAAUAACACGUCAUAUAUGGGUUGCGCAACGCAGUUAGCGACUUUAGCAGGUGGAUUACGAGCAACGAGUGCUCCCACAAUACGGAACUGCUACACGGGAUAUUGCGAGUUUGUUCAAUGUGUGAGAAGAGUGAAUGCGAAUAAUUUGAUCGAUGCCUGUCUAUUAGCAAGCAUCACAACGCUGAAUUUAACCGUGCAAUCUAAUAGAAUUGCUCUUUAUACAAAUACCUCAAGUUGUAUCCUGGCAUCUGCUCGAUGUGAUCCUUAUAAUCCCAUCACGGGAGUUUUCCAAGGCAUUUAUGGGCAGGGACAGACUCAACAAAUUAGUAAUUUUGCCGCGUUACAAAACUCACUGCAAAUAACGCCAAAUGGAGACCUGAGAGUUAUUUCGUUCCCGAGGACAGUUUUUGCUGCGGAGACUUUUUGCUCGGCGAGUAAUACUUUGGAUCAGUCUACCUCGGGGUUGUGUAAUUUAGUUGGAUAA
Messenger RNA from Culicoides brevitarsis, 771 nucleotides. RefSeq lists its product as uncharacterized. NCBI's taxonomy places the organism in Eukaryota, Metazoa, Arthropoda, Insecta, Diptera, Ceratopogonidae. The record is from RefSeq and is a predicted model, not a curated record. The transcript is spliced from 4 exons. The coding region runs from base 1 to 771 and encodes 256 amino acids.